UUCUCCUCGUCCUGCCGCAUGGCCAUAAUGUGGUGCCAUGCAAUGUCAUAUACCCUGUAUUCGUACGAGCAUUGUCAUUCUUGAUUCCUGAGACCGGCUCUUAAUAAUCUUCCAUCGUCCUCUCAAAAGCACUGUCAAGGUAGGCCAAUCCGUUUGUGUAUUCUACUCGUGGCCCUCUGUUUUCGUCACAGCCCACUGCCCUCACACGACUCGACUCGACUCGACACCCAUCAUGUCGGGCAACGAGGAUUUCGAGCCAGACGGCCAUCAGCGAAGAAAUUACAAAUCACCGUACACUUCUCGACAUCCUAUUCCCACCGUACAAAAGUACAGAGCCGAACGAAGCGAGCUGAAGGGCCAACAACAACAAGCCGAGGACGCACAGCACGACGAAGAAGACGAAUCCACCGUCAAAAGAGCCUUCCAUGCGGCUAAAGGCGUCAUCACAGGCGACGAGCCUCCCAAGUCCACCCACGACCCAUACAAGACCGAGAACAGAAAUCUGCAAGGUACACCCACUCCUUCGGAACAGUCACGCGGGGAACCCCAAGAUCAGAACGAUGGGAACCAGCAACAGACACAGCAAGAUGACAGGAAGGAAAAGGAGAAGAAAGAUGAAAAGACGCACAAGGAAGGGAAAUCUGCCACGGAGGCUGUCGCCAGCGAAGUCGACCCCAGACAGAAGAGAAAGGCCAUGAAACAUAAGCCGCGUAGUGACGGUGGUAGAGAAGUCACGGAUCCAGUUACACAUUUACCGAUAGUCAUCAGGGACUCGACCCACAAAGACCUCAAGACCGCAGGCGAGAACAUACCAGCCGUGGGCACGCAACCGAAGACGAGGACCGGUCCUGCCGGGGCGGAUAAGUCAAAGGAAGAUCUAGACCAGGAACGAGACGACCUGCAGAAGAGUCAUGCGGGCAUGCAGAAGUUGUUCCCGCCUCCAAGCUUCGAUGACUUGAAGGAUGAAUUGGCGAAGACGUAUCAGCUUGCGCUGACGGUCGGGUUGGGCAGUGUGGUCCUGCUGGUGUCGCUGUGUAUGGCGGCUGUGCAGCUUUUUGACUUGGACUUCUCCCGGCAUGGUGAAAAGAAGGGCUCGAAGUUAUUCUCGAUCAUUCCUGCCACAGCCAUCCUGCUGACAUCCGUCGGAGUGGGGUUUGCACUGGUAUGGGCUGUGCAAGGAUGGCUGGGCAAAAAGGUCGAGGAGGUGUGGAAAGACGAGGUCUGGGACGCAGCAAGAUCAGAGGAGCUACAGGCGAAUGACUCGAACGACGUCGUUCCUGAGUCUGUGGCCUGGUUGAAUAAUCUCCUCGCCUCGGUGUGGCCGCUGAUCAAUCCGGACCUGUUCACUUCGAUAUCCGACAUGCUCGAAGAUGUCAUGCAAGCUUCUCUGCCCAAAGUCGUGCGGAUGGUCAGUGUCGACGAUCUCGGACAGGGGAGCGAAGCCUUCCGAAUCCUCGGCGUGAAUUGGCUGCCUACGGGAGCGGCGAGUCAGUCUGUGAGUUCCGACGGCCAAGUCAAGUCCGGCGACGAUAGUAAAGGUGGUGGGAGCGAUAGGGCGGCUCCUGGACAAGGGCAAAUCGAGGACGGCCAAUCAAAUGACGACGGCAACGACGAGGAUAAGAAAGGCAAUCAGGACAACCAACAAGAUGAGCAGACACAGCAGGCCAUCCGCGAAGGUAUGGAGGCUGAGCAGGGCGACUUUGUGAACAUGGAGCUCGCAUUCGCCUAUCGAGCUCGAUCGUCCGGAAAAUCUUUGCAAGCAAAAGCGAAGAACGCGCAUCUCUAUCUCAAGUUCUACCUACCCGGCGGGAUUGCUUUGCCUGUCUGGGUCGAACUCAGAGGUAUCAUCGGCACGAUGAGACUGCGACUACAGCUUACCCCGGACCCUCCUUUCUUCAGCCUUUGCACAUUGACAUUUAUGGGACAACCGCAGGCGGAUUUGUCCUGUGUGCCAUUGUCAAGACAUGCACUCAAUUUGAUGGAUGUACCCCUGAUAUCAUCUUUCGUCCAAUCCUCAAUCGAUGCCGCGCUGGCCGAGUAUGUCGCCCCAAAGAGCUUGACGCUGGAUCUCAAGGAUAUGCUUGUGGGCGAUGAUUUCAAGAAGGACACCGUCGCACGAGGUGUGGUCAUGAUCUUCAUCAAGUCUGCGCAAGGCUUCAAAGAAGGCGACGGCGGUUUCGGACCGUUCAAAGGCUCAAGCGACGCAUACAUGACAGUGUCGUGGGGUAAGUUUGGCAAGCCUGUGGCCUCUACCAGGAUUAUCGUCGAUGACCAAGCACCUGCUUGGCACGAAUGGUCUCAUAUAUUGGUCACUGCAGAGGAAGUGAACGCUGACGAGAGAUUGCGGCUGCAACUCUGGGAUUCGGACAAGUACACAGCCGAUGAUGAUCUAGGUCGCGUUGAAGUCGACUUGAAAGAACUUAUGCACAGUCCCAAGUUCAAGAACACAAUGUGUGACCGGGAAGACCGGUUUGUAGGCGAAGAUGCCGACGAACAAAUGCCCGGCACUCUGCAAUGGCGGGUAGGCUACUUCACGAAGACCACGAUCACCGAGGAACAACUGGCCAAGCAGACCGCUGAGCCGGAAAUCAGGUCGGAAGCGGACCUACGCAAGAAAGUCAGCGAGACUGCCGAGAGCAAAUUGCGCGAAGCCACGGCGCACGAUGAGAGUAAAGAGAUCAAGCAGCAGAAGCAGGAAGAUUACAAGGAGCGCGAAGACCAGUUGAUGAUAUCUAGUCCUCCACCAAAUGAUUAUCUUAGCGGGAUAUUCAGCAUUCAGGUCCACAACAUCACGGGCCUUGAAGUCCAAUCGCUACAGAAGAAGGAUAAGAAGGACAAACAAGGCGACCAGGAGGACGAAUCGGAGCACAGCGAUGACAUGCCCAGUAGUUACGCGACGAUCAUACUGAACCAUCAGAAGAUCUUCCGAACGAGAACGAAGCCGAAGAACGCGAAGCCUUUUUUCAACGCAGGCACGGAGCGUUUUGUACAGGACUGGACGACGGCGGAGGUCAUGAUCAGCGUGCGCGAUGAUCGUGAGACCGAGGAUGAUGCGUUGCUCGGCAUGAUCUACCUCCCGCUGCGACACGUGUUUGAGAAGAGGAGCCAAAUCAUGCAGACGUACCCUCUUGUGGGAGGCAUAGGGUACGGCAGAGCGCGCAUCAGUAUGGUCUGGCGCAGCGUGAAGCUGAAAUUGCCUAAAGAGUUGAUGGGUUGGAAUUAUGGCACGCUCGAGAUCAAAUGUCCUGUGCGUUCGAAGGGCGGGGCCGACAAGCCCUACGCACACCACCGAAUCAAAUUGAGGACGAACCUGAUGAGGGCGAAGAUGGUGCCUGCUAGCGACCCGGACAAAGGACAGGCGAUGUGGAAGCCAAAGAGGGACAAGGAAUCGGUGUUCUUGGCCGUUCGAAAGAGGUAUUCGAGCGCCUUGAUCGUCGAGUUCCGCAAGACAGUGCUCGGGCCGGACUCGACAAGUCAAUUUGCCGUGUUCUGGUUGCAAGACAUCCCGGACGAAGAGGAGAGGACUGUGUCCGUAAAGAUCUGGAAGGGCAACAAGGAGGCGUUGCACCGCGCCACGACGAGUUAUGGGUACAGUGGGUCCGACGGGGAGCAGCCGCUGGGGGACAUCGAGUUGACGCUGAAACUGUGGAGAGGGCUGAGCGGAUAUCACAAGAACUAUGCCAAUCGGGGGCAUAAUACCGAUAUCAGGGAUGUCAUUGAAGUGCUUGAUACGGCGAAUGAUGAGGGCCAGGUUUCUGACGAUGAGGGCGAUUCUGGGGAUUCUUCAGAUUCAGAGUCGACGUCGGCGGACGGAGAUACCAACGGCGAGGCGAAAGAGAGUAAGCGUCGGAACAAGAGGCUACGGACGCAUGCGAACGACGACAGCUCAGACAGCGAUAGCGAGGCGGGCGAGACGGAGUCGUCGAAGCUGGAUCCGACGCAGCUUGCCAGCAAGCCGCUGCAGAAGGCCAAGGAUGUGGUUGAGAAAGUGCUUGAUGUGGACGGGCACAAUAAUGAGGAUGACGGGUCGAGAGGGGCCAGAGCCCAGGUCAGGGACUACAAGGACCACCACAAGCAGCUGCACAGAAAGCACAGGGGAGUUAUGCAAUGGAGAGGAGCGAGGACAAUGGACUGGAUGGCUGGGAAGGCGAAGCGUGCAAAGGGUAGGGUUGGUGAGGUUUUUGAACAUAAUGAUGAUGGUAAGAGUGGAGGUGUCGAGACUGAAGUAUAAAAGGGCAUGAUGAUGGGCCGUCAUCUGUUGAAUGGAAGGGGAACAUGAUAAUCCUAAUAAAAGCAACAAGACUCGGCUGUUUGUCGAUCGGUGCUUGUGUAUAGAGUACCCAACCGCGCUCUGCAGGACGUGCCGUGGGGAUCCAGACCAGUAGGGCUCCACAACCUACC
Exophiala xenobiotica is the source of this 4401-nucleotide messenger RNA. RefSeq lists its product as uncharacterized. The record is from RefSeq and is a predicted model, not a curated record. The transcript has a single exon. Bases 233 to 4231 code for a protein of 1332 amino acids. Lineage: Eukaryota; Fungi; Ascomycota; Eurotiomycetes; Chaetothyriales; Herpotrichiellaceae. Gene Ontology annotation, molecular function: lipid binding.